Molecule: messenger RNA, 5478 nt
Organism: Nerophis lumbriciformis (worm pipefish)
Lineage: Eukaryota; Metazoa; Chordata; Actinopteri; Syngnathiformes; Syngnathidae
Source: RefSeq, a predicted model, not a curated record
AUGAAUCGGGUGUGCAGGAAAGAAAAGAAAAAAAAAGAAGAGAUGAAGAUCAAAGAGGUGUGCGCUAAGGGAUUUUUCCUUAGUGAGCGAAACACAUGCCUGCCCUGUAACUGUAAAGGCCAUGCAGAUCACUGUGAGGACAUCACUGGCAUUUGCUUUAAUUGCAGGGAUCACAGUAUGGGUGAUUUCUGUGAAAUGUGCGAAGAUGGCUACAUGCCGACACUUAGUCUGGUCGGAACCCAUAGCUGCCAACCCUGCGCCUGUCCUCUCUCUGUCCCGUCAAAUAAUUUUGCACUCUAUUGUGAUAAGCAAGGUGACACUCAACGGUGCAAGUGCAAAGAGGGUUAUGCUGGACAUACCUGUGAGAGGUGCGCUCCUGGUUACUAUGGCAUGCCAAUGAAAAUUGGUGGUUCCUGCAAGCAAUGUGACUGUAAUGGCAACUCUGACCCAAAUCUAAUCUUUAAUUGGUGCCACAACGUCACCGGCCACUGCCAGCACUGCUGGGGCAACACUGCCGGGCCGAAUUGCGAGAGGUGUGCACAGGGUUUCUAUGGCGAUGCCAUUGGUGCAAAGAACUGCAGAGAGUGUGAGUGCAACAAAUGUGGCACAUCCUCAUGUGAUGACAGGACAGGAGUGUGUCACUGUAAACCAGGCGUCACCGGGCGACUGUGCGACCGCUGUGAGGAGAGUUACUCAGGUUUCUCCAGCUGCCAGGGCUGUCAGAGAUGUGAAUGCAGGCCAGCUUCACUUCGUCCCACCUGCCAUUCUCUCACUCACAGCUGUCUGUGCCGCCCGGGUGCCGGAGGCCGUUACUGUGAGAGGUGUCUCCCAGGCUUUUGGGACUAUAGUCCAUCCGGCUGCAAGAAGUGUGAUUGUGAGAGCGGUCACUGUGACAUGCAAACAGGAGAGUGCCUACCAGAGCCUGCAACAGUCAACCUUUGCAAUAUCAGCUGUGAUGAGUGCAUCUGGCAUGUUAUCGGAGACCUGCAGCUGUCUAACAAAACGCUGGACCAUUUGAGGGUUGGAGUGUUGAACAUUUCUACUGGAGCUGCUGUGAAUGACAGAGUCAAAUAUUACAAUUACACUGCUCAUCACUUGCAGAAUCAAUUCCAUUCCUGGAGAAACAAACAGUCUGAAAUAAAAAGAGAAACUGGGGAGUUGGAAGACUCCACACAGGAUGUGGUUUCAUUCAUCAAAAAGCUCAGUGAAUCGGAAAGUGUAGUGAACAAUCUGAAGAACCAGCUUGAUGAGGAUUCACAACAAACUUUAAUUCUAGCUGAGCAAUUCAGCAAAAAUCUCACUGACCUCAACAUGCGCAUUGAAGAAAUGAUCCAUGAAUGGGAGUUGUAUAGUGUUUAUCAGGAAGCGGACCCCGAGGUGGUCAGGAGGAAGACAGAUGAAGCCAUAAGCACUGUAAAUAACAUGAGGAAUCGUGAAUUGUCCACACAAGGGCCAAUAACCAUUGAAGAGUCAACAGAGGCCCAUGACUUGCUAAGGCGGAUUCGUCAGUUGGAGAAGAAGUCAGUGAUUACAAAUGGCCAUCUCUCCACAAUCAAGAUGGCUUUGUCAAACUUCACAACCAAGCUGUCUGAAUCGGAGUCCUUCCUCCAGAAUGCAACCAGCACAAUUGAUGAGACAAAGGAUAAGAACAGUGGCAAUGUCCUCAAAUUCCAGCGCAAUGAGGCAACACAGCAAAGGAUGGCAGCAGAGGCUAUAGCUAUUCAAAACAUGACGGAAAAAGCCAAAGAUAUCAUUUCUGAAUCAGAAAAAAACGUAGCUCAAAUGGAUAUGAUGGUCCAGAAUGCAACACAGUACCAUGCUGCAAUUGAUGGUGCCAAUCAAAAGCUGAUAGAGAAGAUGGAAGAGCUCUCAUCUGCUGAUUCAGACUUGAUUCGAAGGGCAGAUGAGCAUGCUGAAGAGCUUGAGCAACAGGCUACCAAACUGGAGGAGAAUCUGCGAGAUAGCAAUGCCAACGGCAUUGUCCAGAAGGCCAUAACUGCCGCCAAUGUCUAUAACAAUAUAGUGAAAUACAUCGACGAUGCCAAUAUCACAUCGCGUACCACCCUGAACUUAUCCCACACGGCAGACGACUCUGUCACUGGGAUCAAGACACAGCUUAAUGACCUAGUGGUAAAAUGUGACAGUGUUUUCAAAGAAUCUGUUUCACUGUAUUCAGAACAAAAAGAGGUAGAAUCUGCAGUGGAUGACAAGCUAAAAUACAUUGAAGAAACAAAAGAAACCUUGGAUAAAAACACAGAAAAACUUGAAGAAAUGGUGAAGGAUAUUGAACCUGAGACAGCCCGGACUAACCAGCGACUGGAAUAUACACUCAAGGUGGCUGAGGGAACUCUUAACCGCUCAGCACAGGUCCUUGAGACCAUUAAACCUAUCAGUUCCAAAGUAGAGGAAUGGGAAAAUAAUCUGAAAAACAACAAAUAUUCCACAGUUGCCUAUGAACAAGCUGUUGUUUCUGCGAGAGAAUCGGUGGAUCACCUUCAUUUUCUUGUUCCUGAGCUUCUGGAAAAGCUUAAAGUGGUUGAGCAGAAAAAGCCUGUCAAUAACAUAACUACGAAUGUCAUGAGAAUCAGAGAACUCAUAGCUCAGGCCAGAAGUGUGGCAAAGAAGGCUCAAGUUUCCAUGAAGUUUAACGGUCAAUCUUCAGUGGAAAUUCAUGCUGAUACCAGCCUUGAAGACCUAAAGGCAGUGACAUCCAUCAGUUUAUUCAUGAGAGUUGACCCAGACAAGGAUCCAAUAGAGGACCGUUUCAUUUUAUAUCUGGGAGACAGAAAUGGCAAGAAAGACUACAUGGGACUUGCCAUCAAAAAUGAUAAUCUUGUGUACAUGUAUAAUCUUGGUGGUGAAUACGUUGAAAUCCCGCUGAGUUCAAAACCUGUCAGCCAAUGGCCAGCUGUGUUCAACUACAUCAAAGUAGAGAGGUUGGGCAGACAUGGAAAAGUCUACCUAAUCAUUCCCAGCCAGAGAUCCACAGAUGAACAAAAGUUCAUUCAGAAAGGCGAAGCUCCAGGAACCGACUCACUUUUUGACAUUGACCCUAAAGAUAUGGUGUUCUUUGUUGGAGGUGUCCCACCGGAUGUCACGCUCCCACCACCUUUGACCCUCGCUCCAUUUGUGGGCUGCAUUGAGUUGGCCUCGCUAAACAAUGAUGUGAUCAGUCUAUAUAAUUUCAAAAACACUCACAAAAUGGAUGUGGUUGAAUCAACACCAUGUUCCAGGUACAAACUGGCAUUCUCGCAGAGUCGUAUUGCAAGCUAUUUGUUUGAUGGAAAGGGCUAUGCACUGAUCAAUAACAUAGAACGGAGAGGGAAAUUUGGUUAUGUCACAAGAUUUGACAUUUCAGUGCGAACAGUUGCAAACAAUGGAGUGCUUUUCGUCAUGGUCAAUGCUGAAAAAUUCUUUCUCUUAGAAAUUAAAAAUGGAUAUUUGCGCUUAAUGUAUGACUUUGGCUUCAGUGAUGGUCCAAAGGUUUUGGAGGACAACUUACCAAAAUUGAAAAUAAAUGAUGCAAGAUAUCACGAGAUAUCAGUAAUCUAUCAUCAGUCAAAGAAGAUUAUCCUUCUAGUGGACAAAGGCCAUGUUAAGUCUAUGGAGAAUCCGAAAACCACUUUGCCAUUCUCAGAUAUCUACAUAGGUGGGGCCCCCUCACAUAUUGUCCAAUCAAGGCCCGAGCUUUCUGCCGUGGUUGGGUUUAAAGGUUGUGUCAAAGGCUUCUUAUUCCAGAAAAAAGACUUCAACCUCUUGGAGGAGCCUGGCACAAUUGGCAUCAGUAGUGGCUGCCCUGAGGAGUCUUUUGCAUCUCAUAAAGCCCAUUUCAUUGGUGACAGCUACUUGAGGUCCUCGGCAAAGAUUUCACCAUUCAGAAAUUUUGAAGGAGGCCUCAACUUUAAAACAUACGAUGCCAAUGGACUACUAUUCUACCAUACUGAAGGGCCUGACGAAUUCAGCAUCUCCCUUGAGAACGGAGCAGUGGUGAUGAACAUACUUGGAACCAGAGUUAAAACACAUAAGAAACACUAUAAUGAUGGAAGGACGCACUUCUUGUUAGCCUCAGUGAACAAUCAGAAGUAUUUAUUAAUGGUGGAUGAUAAGGACAAGCAGGAGAAGAAGCGCUCACAGUCAGUCACAAGACCCUCUUCUGUUUCUUCAGUCAAGAAUUUUUACUUUGGAGGAUCACCAAGUAGCAACCUCCAAAACUUUACAGGCUGCAUUACGUAUGCUUAUAUUAACAGACAAGACCGAGACAUUGAGCCUGAGGACUUUCAGCGCUAUAUCGAGAAUGUCCAGACUGAACUGGAGGACUGUCCAGUGCAAAAGCCUCCUUCUGCUUUUUCGUCAAAACUCAGGGAUGACAAACACGUAGCUAAACAAAGGCGAUCGCGACAGCCCAAACUGCAUCAGAAGAUUAUCCUAAACGAUGUUAACAUGGAAUCUGAAUCUAGCCACAAAGUUGCUCUCUGCCAUCCCUCAUCAAGUCACCAAGCAAUACAGAAUUCCUACCGUUAUGGCAGCUUUGCAAACAGUAGACAUCACUAUAGAGAGCUCCCGGAAUCAAUUUCACAUUUGGCCAACGUUUCCUUAUCCCUAAGGACCAAGACAUCAUUUGGCCUCAUUUUUUAUGUAUCUGACAUCCAAGAGAAAAACUUUAUGACUCUUUUCCUGGCCAAAGGUCGGCUUGUGUACACUUUCAAUGCGGGUGAUCAGCGGGUCGAGAUCUGGAGUAAUGAAAACUGCAAUGAUGGCGCGUGGCAUAAUGUCGUUUUAACCCGUGAUGGAAAUAUGGGAAAAUUGAUCAUCGAUGGACACACAAUCCUAGGAGAAAGCUUUUUUGUCAAAGAUACAUCAUGGCAUAUCAGCACCCCCCUCUAUUUUGGAGGCGUACCACCACAGCGUGCACGAAAAAACAUUCAGAGAAACUCAUUGAACAGUUUUUCUGGCUGUUUGAAGAAUAUUCAGCUGGAUGGACACUUGUUGUCAUCUGCAGACGAAACAUUUGGGGUCACUCCAUGUUUUGAGGGACCGACUGAGAAAGGCAUAUUCUUUGCAGAGGAGGGAGGAUACAUGCUUUUGGACACACUUGACUUGGGAGAUCAAUUUGAACUAGAGCUGGAGGCGCGGCCCCAUGUAACAUCAGCUGUUCUUCUGCAUGUGCCUAUAGCAGAGGGCCAUUUCUCUGUAUACAUUCAUGAAGAAGCAGUAAUGAUGAGGAAUAUGGACAAUCUCAAGUUACAAGUAGACCAGAAGGUCCACCGUGUGGAUGGCUUUCUGAAACUUCAUUCGACAAUCACCAGAAAGAUUUUCAUUGGCGGCGUGCCAGACCGCACCCAUGCUGGUCGCCAUGUAACCAAGGAGCCCUAUGUGGGUUGUAUGAGGAGGAUGAUGAUCAACAACAUCAAAGUGAACUUCAGAAAGGCAGCUCUAGUCCAUGGAGCAGUCAGUGUAGGAUCCUGUCCAGCUGUGUAG